Molecule: messenger RNA, 2093 nt
Organism: Pocillopora verrucosa
Lineage: Eukaryota; Metazoa; Cnidaria; Anthozoa; Scleractinia; Pocilloporidae
Source: RefSeq, a predicted model, not a curated record
AGGAUGAGGCUUUCACACUGGGAUAUUGCCAACAGAGGCCGACCCUCAAUAACCUGUUAAUUGUCACGGUAUGAAAGAGGCCUGUCAUCUGAACAAGGCGCUUUCAUCCUUUAUCAGGCAGGAAAAAUUUCCUGACAAGGGCUUCUCAAGCACAGUUGCACGCACACGCAUUCCAGUGUCAGUCGCGCUUGCGCGAUGAAAUCUAUAUUGCAGUUAAAAACAGACACAUUCAACAGAAGUAUAUUAUUUACGAGCAAAACGAGCCGCACACUUCGUGCAACAUAAUCAUGAGCUCGAAACCUUACCGUGUUGGUCAAUGGAUUCCUUCUGACCAGAAAGUUCUUGACAAAUGGUUAGACAACUUGAUCACAGAAGUCAAAAGUAAAUCCAAAGAUAAGUUGGCGUUAUUGAUGGCUCUUCAUCCGCCGGCUGAAGAUGAAGAGACGGCUAGAGGUGGAAAUCAGCUAGCAGUUGCUCACGGUACAGAGGAAGACCUCUUUCUCCAUCCGCCGGUUCAAGAAUUAUUGAAAGCUAUCAUCUCCGAUCCCGAGAUCAACAUGUUUUUCCAUCAGAUGUUCUGGCAACAGUACAAGAAUCCAGAUAGUUCGAAAGGGACGAGGAUCCCUUGCUGGCAACUGAUGAUUAUUUUAAUCGACUACAUCAUGACAACAGCUCCAGAGUACAACAAAACUGGUUUGGUUGGCUUCCCCAUUAAUGUAAUCCUGAACUGGCCGAUGGCCACGACUGCUGGAUUUGCUGCUUUCCUCAACGACAAAGUCAACACGUUGUUCAAAAGUAUUCUCAACUAUUGGGGAAAGUUUCUUUCCAGUUCUGCCUCUUGUUACGUGUUGACUGAUGAUCCUCGUCAUGGUUGGUUUGGUGAAGACGCAAUGCAAGCAAUGCCAGACUUCGACAAAGAUUUCAAAUGCAAGCCUAAUGAAAAACAUCAUGGUUUUACAUCAUGGGAUGAUUUCUUCACCAGAGAGUUUCGUGAUAACCGUCGUCCAGUAGCAUCUCCGGACGACGAUUCCAUUGUUGCGAAUGCUUGUGAGUCGGCGCCAUAUCAAAUCUCUGAAGCCGUGAAAAAGAGGGACUUCUUCUGGAUAAAGCACCAACGAUACUCAUUGGACUUCAUCCUAAACAUGAGUGACCUUGCCAAGCAAUUUCAUGGUGGAACCGUCUACCAAGCGUUCCUAAGUGCCACUAGUUAUCACCGAUGGCACAGUCCUGUGUCGGGCACUAUUUACAGGACAGAACUCAUAGAUGGUUCUUAUUAUUCUGCGACCCACAACAUCCAGGAUGACCCUGCAUCACCCAACAUGUCACAAGGAUACCUAGCCCAAGUAGCUGCCAGAGGUAUUAUCUACAUUCAAGCUGACAAUCCCGACAUUGGCUUGAUGUGCUUCGUAUCAAUCGGUAUGUCAGAAGUGUCCUCCAACGAAAUCACCGUUAAAGAAAAGGAUAAAGUGAAGAAAGGUGACCAGCUCGGCAUGUUUCACUUUGGCGGCUCCACGCAUCUACUGAUAUUCCGCCCAGAAGUAAAUGUCCUGUUUGAUACGAGAAAUCAAACGCCAGGUCUGGAUGCCGAAAAUAUUCCAGUUAAGUCGAAAAUUGCGACCGUACGUCCAGCAGGCAAAUAGAAGCGGUGAGGAUUUUGAUAAACAUUGCACUUAAGUGUGCUUUAGAUGCUAAUACCCUAAUCUCAUAGGAGAAACUGGAAUUUAAAUAGGUUUGAGGAUGCAAAAAGAAAUUUUCUUUCAUUUAUGGUUAUAGAUUUUCUGUCUGGAACAAAUUCAGUUUGUUAAAGAUAGUUCAGCUGGUGUCACCUAGUAUCUUAGCCAUGGACAAUUUAGAAAAAAUCAAGAGACUUGAGAUGAAAUUUAAAUUUGCAGUGUGGACUCUUUGAGUCAAAAUCGGAAGGCAAGUUGUUUAAAUACAACUCGUGGCAGGAGGAAAUAUGAUUGAUGAUAUAUUUUCAAAACGAAGUAAUAGAUCGAGCACAUUCUCAAUGGUUGGAUCACUUAGCCAUUUCCCUGUUGUCGUGGCAUGUGCGACGCAGAUUCUUAAUUCAAGAAUAAAAAAAUCUUAAAUUU